Molecule: messenger RNA, 2368 nt
Organism: Durio zibethinus
Lineage: Eukaryota; Viridiplantae; Streptophyta; Magnoliopsida; Malvales; Malvaceae
Source: RefSeq, a predicted model, not a curated record
AAUGACAACUCAUUGGUCCCAUGAAAAUAUAUUAAGUGCAUCAGCCCUCUAAGAAGAGGUAUCUUUAGUCUCAUAUUUCAUGUAUGAGUACUAGAAAGAUAAUGUGAACCUCAAAAAGGUCUAGAAGACUUUUGUGUGUAUUCAUGAUAAGGGCAAGAGUUCAUGCCCGCAUGAUUGGACAUAUUCAAGCUGUCAGUGUUGAGUUAUCAAGUCUCUUUCAAUGUAUGAAUGCCUCACAAUUUGUUGUAUAGAAUAGAGUUAGGUGCCUUCUUUGGUUGCUUAGUAUAAGGGUUGAAAGUGCUACAAGUGCAUUCUGAUUUCUACCCAUGGAAAAAAUUAUUGGAAAUAUCGUAGCAUAGAAAAUUGAACUACCUAUCAGAUUUCUUUGCUUGACAAGCUGCAGGAUCUUGAGCUUAUGUUUGAUGAAUUCCAUAUGUACUUUCAUGUACAUAAUUGCAUGCGUGUGCUAGGACUGAUGUAUGAAUCAGUGUUUUUCAAUUAUCCCAAAAAAAAAAAAAGGAAUCAGUGUUCUAUUUGAGUAUGAUGUUAAUGGAGAGGUUCAUUGAAUUUGCCAAUGUCCUAUAGUAGAAUAUAAUUCAAAUUAAGUUUUUGUUAUCAUUGUCAUUCAUUUUCAAGCCUGCUUUUUUCUUCCAGAUCUUCUAUAUCUUUUCAUAAAUUUCAUCUUCAGUAAUUUAAUUUGGCAUGGUAUCUGAGUUAAAUUUCACAAUCACCAAAAUAUGGUGGCUUGUGUAUUGAUGUUCAAUCUUCAGCAAGAUGAUUUCCCAGUUGACACACAUGUCUUUGAAAUUGCUAGGGCCAUUGGUUGGGUCCCAACUAUAGCGGACAAGAAUAAGACAUACCUUCAUCUCAACCUAAGGAUCCCAAAUGAACUUAAGUUUGAUCUGAACUGUCUUCUGUAUACACAUGGUAAACUUUGCCGCAAAUGUACAAUGAAAGGAAGUAGCCAGAAAAAGUUGGCACCCAAUGAUAAUUCCUGUCCCCUACGUGACUACUGCAAGAACUCGAGCAUGAACAAAAUCAAUUGCUGGAAUAGUUGUUAUAAAAUGGUAACGUUUAGGAGCCAAAGUCACAGUACUACGGGGGUCACAAUUUGCAGAUACUGUGUAUACAUAGAAGCAUGUAGAUAUUUUUGGGAUACAACUGGUUUGGAAGUUUGUGCUGUCCUAAUGGGAAAGGAGCAAUUGAGGUUAUUUGGAUUUGAGCUUAGUUUUCAUGAAGGGCAUGAAAACUGUCUGGGGGAAUCUGAAGAAGUGAAUGAUUCGAGAAAGUCUUCAGAGAAAAUUGUGUCUCAGAUGGGGAAAACUGUGAAAGAGAAAAGUGUGACUAGGAAACUGGAGAAGAGAAAGUAUGAAUGUCAGUUUUGCCUCAAGAAGUUUACAAAUUCACAGGCUCUUGGGGGACGCCAAAAUGGCCAUAAGUCUGAGAAGCUAAAGAAGAGAAGAAUGCAGCUCCAGACAAAGAGCACAAACUUGAGUUUCACGGAUGAACCUUCCCAAGAUCACAGUGAUGUCUGUCAGCAUUGUUCUCUUCCAUCUCCUAAUUGUUUUUCUUGUGUACCUGAGUUUACACUGUUCAAGGAGUUUCUAGUUAACUUCAAGUCUCUUGAUCAGAGCCAAAAUUUAUACUGCAACAUGGCUGAAUCCUGUCAUUCUUUUCCUUUGCCUUCCUAUGAUCACAUUGAGGAAGGCGCCUGCGGCAGGCACAUUGUCAUCAAGCGGUCUCCAUCUUAUAUUUCAAAGGAUUGUCAGAGUCUGUAUAAUCAGUUAGGACUUGCUCCACCAGCAAUUCACAGCUCCUCCAGAAAUGGGAAUGAUAGGAGUUUCUAAUUUUCUGUAAUACCGUUCAUCAGUUUACAAAUUCUCUAGUCUGGAGUAUGAAGGGAAUACAAUAAAAUUGCUUUCUUUCUCGCAAGCUUCUUGAUUGCUUUCUUUCUAUUUUUCCUCCUUGCCAUGUAGCUUCCUUUCAGAAAGGAAACAUUUUCCGAGUGAACUAUUAUUAUUGUUUUCAGCCGGAUGAUCAAUUAUCGACUGCAAAUUCCGUUUCAUGAACAAUAAUUAUGUUGCUUUUCUUAUGUUAUGCGUGAGAAUUAUUCUUCCAUUGAGAUAUGGGGUGUUUGUGCGGGUGCAAGACAGGACACGUUUUGCUUACAUCAGAGUCUCAUUUAUGCUAUCUUUUGCUGGUGUGUAUUGAACGGUAUUCAGAUAAGCUCAACUUCAAACUUUAGAACCUCCAUAAUUUUUUUUCUUAAAAGUACAUAAGAAAAGGGUAUUGCAACUCAAUUGCUUGUAUGAAAGGAGGUGACAGUAAAAGUUGGCAAGGGCUGCAAUCUUAGUCUAGAAAUGGAAUG